Messenger RNA from Hydatigera taeniaeformis, 345 nucleotides. Lineage: Eukaryota; Metazoa; Platyhelminthes; Cestoda; Cyclophyllidea; Taeniidae. The record is from the annotation of a GenBank genome assembly.
AUGCCCAGAGAUCAAGGUCUCCUUCUCGGUCCUUCCAACGGUGUUAACGGUGAUGUGUCUACCACACCUCAACCAUCUAGCCGAUUUGAGGAAUCAGUCCAUCCAAUGAAAAUUACAGAAACUCAAAUGAAUGGCACACAAUCACAGGAGACACCACGAAAUGCAAAUAUAUGUGCCGGUUGUGGAAUGGUGAUUUGGGAUCGAACAAUGCUAAGUGCAAUGGAACAGAAUUGGCACAACCAUUGCCUCAAAUGUCACUGCUGUGGUGGUCGAUUAGCAGAGAUGGGAACUUCACUAUUUCAUCGUGGAAACAUGCUGCUGUGUCGUCAAGACUACCUAAAGUAA